Messenger RNA from Danio rerio (zebrafish), 1945 nucleotides. The record is from RefSeq and is a predicted model, not a curated record. NCBI's taxonomy places the organism in Eukaryota, Metazoa, Chordata, Actinopteri, Cypriniformes, Danionidae.
AUGAAUUAUGGUGAUAUUGCUGCAACAGGACAUCCAGUGGAGGCUGGUUAUGAUACUAUAAACUCCAUAAAUUACUUUGUGAUUCCUGGAUCAAACAAUGGAAGCUCCAUCUCAAACCUCAACACCUCCAGUAAUGUCAAUGUUCCAGGUCGAUGGGCCUUCAGAGUGGACACUGGACCACACACAAUCACCAACCUUCCCUUUGACCCCUGCAAUAAAUAUACUGUACUGGACGAUCCUUGGAGAACCACAGACAAUCGAGAACCCAUCGUAAUUGGAUGUGACUCUACAUUAAGCUGGUUCGGCUGGUAUCGUCUUUUCAUUAAUGGUCACAGCGUUCAGAUGCCAGACACAUGUGUUGAUAUGAAUAGUUGUGGCACUAUUGCCCCACUGUGGCUGAGUGGAGGACAUCCAACAGUUCAGGAUGGAGUGGUCACUCGAGAUGUCUGCGGUUCCCUUGACAAUAUCUGCUGCAAUUACCAGUCCAAUCCAAUUAAAGUGAAAGCCUGCCCAGGAGGGUAUUAUGUCUAUAAAUUAGUAAAACCUGUUAGCUGCAGUUUGGGCUACUGUGCAGGAUCAGGAAACAUCUACACAUUUGGUUCAGAAGGAGGAGACUCGAUAAAUCCUGCUGUUGAUGAUGGAAGCUCCUCUGUUAUUCCACUGUUGAGUCCGUUUCAGUUCUUUGGCCGCACAUACCAGCAGAUUUAUGUUAAUAAUAAUGGAUUCCUCACAUUCAGCCAGGCUUCUUCACAGUAUGCUCCCUACUUAUUUCCAGCUUAUGGAAGUCAAGAUAUAAUUGCUGGACUCUGGACUGACCUUGAUAACAGUAAACGAGGAGUCGUCUCUUAUCAUCAAUACACUAAUGGAAGUGUUCUCACUCGCGCCACUCAGGAUAUCAACAAUUAUUUCCCAAAUCUGAACUUCACUGCUUCUUGGGUUUUUGUUGCAACAUGGAAUAAAAUGUCUUACUACAGCUUGAUCAGCACAGAAACAUCGUUUCAGGUGGUUUUAAUUUCAGGCAGUAAUUAUUCAUUUAUUCUGAUGAAUUAUGGUGACAUUGCUGAAACAGGACAUCCAGUGGAGGCUGGUUAUGACACGAUACACUCCACAAACUACUUUGUGAUUCCUGGAUCAAACAGUGGGAGCUCAAUCUCAAGCCUCAAGAACUCCAGUAAUGUCAAUGUUCCAGGCCGAUGGGCCUUCAGGGUGGACAGUGGACCAAGUAACAUUAUCUUGAAAAACACUGUUGCUGGAAUUCAAGUGAGUUUUUCCUCAUAUUUAGACCUCACACAGAGUGGAAACGUUCAGUUUGUUUUACAGCGAGUCAAUCAGGAGCUGGUCAAAUAUGGUCUGCAAAACAACACAGUGCUGAAAUUAAAAAAACUGCUGAGGAUAUAUCCGUAAAUAGCCUUAAAAAAAAAAAAGACUUAGUUAAUUAGAUUAACUAGGCAGGUUAGGGUAAUUAGGCAAGUUAUUGUAUAACGAUGGUUUGUUUUGUUGACUAUCAGAAAAAAAAAUGCUUAAAGUGGCUAAUAUUUACGUUCUUAAAUAGGUUUUUAAAAAAAUUAAAAACUGCUUUUAUUCUAGCCUAAAUAAAACCAAUAGGACUUUCUCCAGAAAAAAAUAUAUAUAUUAUCAGACAUUCUGUGAAAAUUUCCUUGCUCUGUUAAACAUCAUUUGGGAAAUAUUUGUUAAAAAAGAAAAAAAAAAUCAAAGGGGGACUAAUAAUUCUGACUUUGACUGUAUAUAUGCUCAACAUAAAUAAGUAUACCCUAUUUGAAAACGAAUUUUUUUUUAUGAAAUUCUUAGUAAAUAUGUCAUUUAUUUUGGUGCAUUUGAAGAAAACAGAUUUAACAAGUAAACAUAAUUAUCAAAAUAGUAUUUUAGUCACCGAACAUCUUUAGAAAUAGAAACUUUAUACAUUUAAAUUUAUGCAUAAUAUAAA